Molecule: messenger RNA, 615 nt
Organism: Penicillium atrosanguineum
Lineage: Eukaryota; Fungi; Ascomycota; Eurotiomycetes; Eurotiales; Aspergillaceae
Product: putative cell surface protein
Exons: 1
Coding region: 1-615 (204 amino acids)
Source: RefSeq, a predicted model, not a curated record
AUGAAGGCCUUUACUCUACCCAUUCUUGCCAGCUUCAUUGGCCUGGCCAUUGCCCGUACCGACAUCAGCGGCUGUGUCUCUUCGGCCACCAGUGACCAGUGGGGCGAAGCCAGUAUGAUCUGGUAUGUCCCUGGUACCGGUGAGAUCUGCAGCUUCAUCGACUGCGGCGGUGGUAGGGCUCCCCCUAAGUCCGAGCCCGGCUGCCCUCUGUAUACCGGUACUGCCACCGUGACGCCCAGCUACCUCCCUGGCUACGGGCCCAACGGCAAGAUGGUGGCUUCCACCACCACUGUCUCUGAGACGUCUACUGCCACCUUGAUGCACACCACUAUCGCUUCAUCUGCUGAGGAGUCAUCUACUGGUUCAUUUUCCGAGUCGACUUCCGAUUUCUCAGCCACUAUCGCUCAUUCAGGCAACACUAUGAUCACUGCGGCCCCGUCCUCCUCGCACGCUCUCUCAAUGACCAAGACUACCUCGCCCAGCUCCAAGGCUGGGAACUUUACCUCCGCUGCUGCGACAAGCACCGAGACCGGAAAUGCUGCUGUCAUUCCCGCGGCAAACAUCGCUGGGGUCAUGGCUAUCGCCGCAGCAGUUGUUGGCGCCUUCGCUCUGUAA